GAGAGAAGGCAAAAGCUGCUCUUCUCUUCUUUUGCUUUUUCCCUUGGAGACGCCAACUCCCUCUUCUCCCUUUUAUUGCCCCCAUUCCUUCUCUCUCUCUCUCUGUGACGGCACUUGUGACAGAAGAGAGGGGUGCGUCGUCUUGCUCGCGGUGGUGCCGGUGCUGGGCGGUUGCAUCCACCCGUCAGCCAAGUCAGCCAUGGCGCCGGACCACGGCUCCAAGGUCGACAUCUCCUUCGCCGGCCGCUUCACAGCCAGCGCCAUCGCCGCCUGCUUCGCCGAGAUCACCACAAUCCCCCUCGACACGGCCAAGGUCAGGCUGCAGCUGCAGAAGAAGGCCGUCGCCGGGGAUCUCGCUGGGCCCAAGUACCGCGGUCUGCUCGGCACUGCCGCCACCAUCGCCAAGGAGGAAGGCGCCGCCGCGCUCUGGAAGGGCAUCGUCCCUGGCCUCCACCGCCAGUGCAUCUACGGGGGUCUCCGCAUUGGUCUCUAUGAACCCGUCAAAGCCUUCUAUGUUGGUGAGAACCAUGUUGGGGAUGUACCUUUGUCCAAGAAGAUAGCCGCUGGCUUCACCACUGGUGCUCUUGCAAUUGCUGUGGCCAACCCCACUGACCUUGUCAAAGUCAGGCUUCAGUCCGAGGGGAAGCUGGCACCUGGUGUGCCGCGCCGUUAUACUGGGGCAAUGGAUGCUUAUGCCAAGAUUGUUCGCCAGGAAGGGGUUGCUGCUCUGUGGACUGGCAUUGGUCCGAAUGUUGCACGUAACGCCAUCAUUAACGCUGCUGAGUUGGCCAGUUAUGAUCAAGUGAAGCAGUCCAUUUUGAAACUUCCUGGGUUCAAAGAUGACGUGGUCACUCAUAUCUUGUCUGGUUUGGGCGCUGGCUUCUUUGCUGUCUGUGUUGGUUCUCCAGUCGAUGUGGUUAAGUCAAGAAUGAUGGGUGACUCUGCCUACAAGAACACUAUUGAUUGUUUUGUGAAGACCCUAAAGAAUGAUGGACCUCUGGCAUUUUACAAAGGCUUCCUUCCAAACUUUGCUAGACUGGGAUCAUGGAACGUGAUUAUGUUCUUGACACUGGAGCAGGUUCAGAAGGCCUUUGUGAGAAAGCCUGCAAAUUAGCGAUGAGAUGAUAUGGUUUUGUAGAGGGUGGUAUACAACAACAAUGUGCACAUUUGUUUUCUCCUACAUAAGGCGUUAACCCUUGGGAGUUGAGGUACAAAGGACAAAUUUGAGACCUCAACCGUGAGAAACUGUAAUAAAUUUUUGUCGCUCUUGACAGGACCUUAAACAAAUGCUGAGGUAGUUCGGAGAUCUCAAAGUGUUGCUAAAUUUGUGUUGGAUGGAUGAACAUUGGCUGCAGCAGAUCUUUUGUGUGAUGAUGAGCCAGGAAGGCUACAAUGCCUUUGCUUGGUCUUCUAA
Hordeum vulgare subsp. vulgare (domesticated barley) is the source of this 1414-nucleotide messenger RNA. RefSeq names its product mitochondrial uncoupling protein 1-like. Gene Ontology annotation, cellular component: mitochondrial membrane. Gene Ontology annotation, molecular function: oxidative phosphorylation uncoupler activity. Gene Ontology annotation, biological process: mitochondrial transport; mitochondrial transmembrane transport. NCBI's taxonomy places the organism in Eukaryota, Viridiplantae, Streptophyta, Magnoliopsida, Poales, Poaceae. The transcript has 9 exons. The record is from RefSeq and is a predicted model, not a curated record. Bases 200 to 1114 code for a protein of 304 amino acids.